AUGUAUCGAAACAGCCCUUGUCAUGGGGCUGGUGGUUACAAUGGCUUAAGAGCUCGUAACAUAACUUUCAAGAAAGCUGUGAAGAGAGUUAUGAGAGAUCAGUCAAAUAAUCAAUUCAUGGUUCAGAUGGAGAACAUGCUGAGAAGAAUCGUCCGAGAGGAGUUUGAUCGUCUUAUUCAACCUCGUCUCUCCUCGUCGUGGGCCCCAAACGAGUGGUCACGUUCUGAAACGCAGCCGUGUCCACGUUUCAAGUUGCUGUUCAUAAACUCGCCGUCUUCCAUAUUCACGGGAUCCAAGGUCGAAGCCGAGGACGGUUCUCCGGUAUUGAUUGAGCUGGUGGACGUCGCCACAAACGCUCGAGUCGUUACGGGGCCGUUCUCGUCUUCUAGGGUCGAGAUCGUGCCGCUGAACGCUGAUUUCACGGAGGAAAGCUGGACCGUCGAGGGAUUCAAACGGAAUAUUCUCAAACAACGUGAAAGGAAACCGCCGUUACUCACCGGAGAUUUAACCGUGYCGCUUAAAGACGGCAUCGGAYUGAUAGACGUGGCUUUCUCGGAUAARUCGAGCUGGACAAGGAGUCGGAAGUUCCGGUUAGGUGCGAGAUUAACCGGAGGUGGAGCCGUGGAGGCAAGAAGCGAAGCCUUUGGGUGUAGAGACCAACGAGGAGAACCUUAUAGAAAACAUCAUCCUCCGUCUCCUGGUGACGAGGUUUGGAGACUCGAGAAAAUUGCUAAAAACGGCGUUUGGGAAACGCGUUUGGGUGAAGUCGGGGUUAAAACUGUCAAGGAUCUACGGCGUUUGCAUGCGACGAAACCAACCUUAUUAUACAAAGUACUUGGUGGAGGGACCUCAAAGAGAAUGUGGGAAGCAGUUGUAUCCCACGCAAUGAAUUGCGUUUUGGACGAAACAGAGUGUUACUUGUACAACGCAAACGCACUUGACGUCUCUCUUCUCUUCAACUCUGUUUAUGAGUUGAUCAAAGUGCUGUUUAUAAAUGAAGGUUCGUUUCGAAACGCAGAUCAGCUAACCAACUAUCAGCUAGACCAAUUGAAGACUGAAGCUUAUCAAAACACUAAAAGCUUUAUUGCGGUCGACGGUAGGAACUUUGUGGAUCAUCCACAAAGGUCCUUACCAUGCCCGCAAGAUCCCGGAUUUGGCAUAGCAUGUCCGGGAUUGCAGCAUAUCAACUUCCAAGGAAGUUCAAACCCAUCAGAUUCUUCGAUGGCUCUUUACCUUACAGCUGCGGGUCCCGCGGUCCAACCCGAAAUGCUGAUGAGUUUCGAGAAGUCGCCAGCUGCGACGUUUCACAUGGACCCCAAAAUUUUAUCAAGUUUCAAGAACAGUUUUAGGGUGAAUGAACACGACCCGAUUCAGGACGAAUCACGGAGUUUAGUGAAAAGAGGUUGGAACGAGAAGGAGAAGGAGAAGGAAGAGAACACUUUUCCUCAUCAUCACCAUCAUGAUGGGCCCUCGAACUGGUCCCCUGGUACGGAGAACUGGAUUACGGAGAAUUGGAUGGAGAGUAUGUUAGUAAGCGUGUCUGGCACGGAAGAAGCUGGAAUGUUUGAUGUUCGUUUUGAAAACAUUGUGGGAUCUCCUAGAGCUAGGUGGUGUAAGGUUAAGGCAGCUUUCAAGCUCCGAGAAGUCUGGAAGAACACAACUACCAGAAGAAACCAAGGCUUGUAA
This is a messenger RNA of Arabis nemorensis, 1686 nucleotides long. The record is from the annotation of a GenBank genome assembly. Lineage: Eukaryota; Viridiplantae; Streptophyta; Magnoliopsida; Brassicales; Brassicaceae.